Parathielavia appendiculata is the source of this 4077-nucleotide messenger RNA. RefSeq names its product glycine dehydrogenase. Gene Ontology annotation, molecular function: pyridoxal phosphate binding; glycine binding; glycine dehydrogenase (decarboxylating) activity. NCBI's taxonomy places the organism in Eukaryota, Fungi, Ascomycota, Sordariomycetes, Sordariales, Chaetomiaceae. Gene Ontology annotation, biological process: glycine decarboxylation via glycine cleavage system. Gene Ontology annotation, cellular component: glycine cleavage complex; mitochondrion. The transcript is spliced from 3 exons. The record is from RefSeq and is a predicted model, not a curated record. The coding region runs from base 389 to 3601 and encodes 1070 amino acids.
UGUCAUGCAUGUUUGCUGUUACUUUUCAGUGCUACACCGACUCUUCUUCCCAUUCCCAGGACAAGAAGCGGCAGAUCCGGGGUCAAUUGGCAAGUUUCGAGAAAACGAGGUACGGUCCUGACGUCAAUUGUCGCCGGCUGUUCCUGGUCUUGGCAGCACGUUUCGGCGAUUUUCGUCCUUUUUAUCUCCCCAUAGCCCCGACACUCGGGGUGGCGUAGGGCGGCGUCUGGGAGGGAGAAGGAUACACAAGGGCCUGUGACUUCAACUAAGCCACUACUCGUUGGUAUUGCAGUGCUCCAAAGUCAUUGCCUUGAGGGCCGCGGGUCACUUGUUGCGCGACAGACGGGCGUUGCUUGCAUCUCAACCGCAUCGAAGCUGUCCCUUGAUAAUGACUGCGUCACGGCAAAUUGGCCGUCUCGGCCGGACUCUGGGUGCCUCGGUGUUUGCAUUUCGCACAGCUGCACGGCUUACACGGCCACGCAUCUACUCGGCAUGCUCCUCUCAAUGCACAACCCUCCGAUGGACCAGCUCGGCUACCGACACCACCGGGGCCCGCCCCUUUGUCAGGUUACCAGAGCUGUUCCCGACCCACGAGAGCUUUGUCAACCGCCACAUUGGGCCCGACAAGGAGAGCACGCAGCAGAUGCUCAAGGCCCUCUCGCCUCCCGCCGAGUCCCUCGACCAGUUCAUCCAGCAGGUCAUCCCUGCCGAUAUCCUCUCGUCCCGCGAGCUCUUCCCCAGGCCCCGCGACGCCUUCGACUCAGCUGCUACUCGCGCUACCAAGCAAGGCCACCAAGAAUGGGAGGUGCAGGCCAUCGGCCGCGCUGCUGCUGAGAGCAACGAGUCUAGCAGGAAGAACUUCAUCGGCGCAGGCUACUACGGCACCAUCACCCCUGAAGUAAUCAAGCGCAAUGUGCUCGAGAGCCCCGCGUGGUACACCAGCUACACGCCCUACCAACCCGAGAUCAGCCAGGGUCGCCUCGAGUCUCUGCUGAACUUCCAGACCCUAGUUUCGGACCUGACGGCCCUUCCCAUCUCCAACGCCAGUCUUCUCGAUGAAGGCACUGCAGCUGCCGAGGCGAUGACAGUGUCGAUGAACGCUCUCCCGACCUCUCGGGCUAAGCGCCCUGGCCGGACCUACGUCGUCGACAAGAAUGUCCACCCCCAAACCCUGAACGUCCUACGCAGUCGAGCAGAAGGGUUUGGCAUCAAUGUCAAGGUGAUGGAUCUUUCGGGGUCUGACCUUUCCGAGUUGGAACACGUGGGCGACGAUCUUAUUGGUGCCCUGGUUCAGUAUCCGAACACGUACGGCCAAGUGCGUGACUUCAAUGGUCUUGCCGAUGCCGUACACAAGCAAGGCGCCCUGCUUAGCGCCGCCACCGACCUGCUGGCCCUCACAGUCCUCACUCCACCUGGUGAGUGGGGCGCCGACAUUGCGUUUGGCAAUGCUCAGCGAUUUGGUGUACCCUUGGGGUUCGGGGGUCCGCAUGCGGCCUUCUUUGCCAUCGCGGAAAAGCACAAGAGGAAGAUGCCCGGUCGCCUCAUCGGCGUGUCCAAGGACAGACUGGGGGACCGGGCUCUCAGACUCUCGCUCCAGACCAGAGAGCAACACAUCAGGAGAGAGAAGGCCACCAGCAACGUCUGCACUGCUCAGGCGCUGCUCGCCAACAUUAGCGCCUUCUAUGCUGUGUACCACGGCCCUGCCGGUCUGAAGAAGAUUGCCGAGAGAUGUAAUCUCGGGGCGAAAGUUGUCCAGUCUGCUGCCCGCCACUUCGGCCUCGACUCGGGCUCGGAAGCGGUGGCUUUCGACACUGUUGCCAUUUCCUGCCCAGGCAAGGCCCGGGCGAUCAGAGACCUCGCCAGGGACGAAGGGAUCAACAUUCGUGUCGAUGGCCAUGAUAAGGUUGUCAUCAGCAUCGACGAGACCGUUGAGGAGCGCGAUCUUCUAGCCCUGAUUAAAGUAUUCUCUGAAGUUGGCAGUAGUAGCUCGCCAGAAGCUCUUACCGAAUACGCUCCGCUGCUCAAGCAGUUUCUCGAGGACGCUCAGUCGCAUAGCACCCUCGACCAUGUUCCCGAGUCGUUGCGGAGACAGUCGGCAUACCUGACGCACCCGGUUUUCAACACCCACCAUUCCGAGACUGAGCUGCUCCGCUACAUCCACCACCUCCAGUCCAAGGAUUUGUCGCUGGUGCAUUCGAUGAUCCCUCUCGGAUCCUGUACCAUGAAGCUCAACGCCAGCACCGAGAUGGCCCUUAUCACGCUUCCCGGCUUCUCCAACAUUCACCCGGCGGCUCCCGCUGAGGACACCAAGGGCUACCAUAAUAUAAUCAACGCGCUCGAGGAUCAGCUCAAGGAAAUCACCGCCAUGGACGGCGUGUCGCUCCAGCCGAACUCAGGUGCUCAGGGCGAGUUUGCCGGUCUCCGUGCCAUCCGCAAGUACCACGAGAGCAAGGGAGAUUUCAAGCGCGAUAUCUGCCUGAUCCCUGUGUCCGCCCACGGCACUAACCCGGCCUCCGCCGCAAUGGCCGGCAUGCGCGUCGUGACCGUCAAGUGCGACUCCAAGACGGGCAACCUGGACCUGGCGGACCUUGAGGCCAAGUGCGCGCAACACUCGAGCCAGAUCGGCGCCAUGAUGAUUACGUAUCCCAGCACGUUUGGCGUGUUCGAGCCGCACAUUAAGAAGGUGUGCGAGAUUGUGCACGCUCAUGGCGGCCAGGUGUACAUGGACGGCGCCAAUAUGAACGCUCAAAUUGGGCUGUGCUCGCCCGGCGAAAUCGGGGCCGACGUGUGCCAUUUGAACCUACACAAGACUUUCUGCAUCCCGCACGGCGGUGGCGGUCCUGGAGUCGGCCCCAUCUGCGUCAAGCAGCAUCUGGUUGAGCACCUCCCGACCAAGGCCGUGGUCAAUGUCGAAGACUCGAACCACCCAGUUAGCAGCGCGCCCUACGGCAGUGCCAGCAUCCUGCCCAUCAGCUGGGCAUAUAAUGCGAUGAUGGGCGGCGAAGGGCUCCGAAAAGCAACCGUCAUCACCCUCCUCAACGCAAACUACCUCCUCAGCAAGCUCAAGCCACACUACCCGAUUCUGUAUACCAACGAGCACGGCCGGUGCGCGCACGAGUUCAUCCUCGACGUGCGGGCCUUCCACGACACGGCGGGCAUCGAGGCAAUCGACAUUGCCAAGCGGCUGCAGGACUACGGGUUCCACGCGCCCACCAUGAGCUGGCCGGUCGCCAACACGCUGAUGAUCGAGCCGACCGAGUCCGAGUCCCAAGAGGAGUUGGACCGGUUCGUCGAGGCGCUGGUGAGCAUUCGGCAGGAGAUCCGUGAGGUGGAGGAGGGGCGUGCACCCCGCGAAGGGAACGUGCUCAAGAUGGCGCCGCACCCGAUGGCCGACAUUAUCGCCGGCGAUGGCGACGCAGGCGCCAAGUGGGAGCGUCCGUAUACCCGCGAGAAGGCGGCGUAUCCGCUGCCGUGGUUGAGGGAGAAGAAGUUUUGGCCGAGCGUGGCGCGGGUGGAUGACACAUAUGGCGACCUGAACCUGUUCUGCACCUGCCCUCCCGUCUCGGACUCCAACGACAUCUCGUCCGUUCGGGAUGCCUAAGGAAACAAGUAAGGGAAAAAAGCACCUCAGACAUUAAAAGGGGGAAAAUAGCACGCGGCGUCUUUUUGAGAUUUCUUCGGGUUAAAACGUGGGGGAGGAAUUUCUUCAACAAUCACAACUUUCUUCAACACAAGGUUUCAACAAGGUUCAGCAACGCAUAUACCCAGCCAGCAUGCACUGAGGAUUUGGAUCGGAUUUCAACCACGGACGGGGCUUCAGGGGUGGGUGUUCAGGGGUUUCAACCAGGCAGACGACAGGGGCGUGAGCAUAACUCGCUACUUGCUUUUCAACAAUAGAUGUAGGGGCCGGCAGGUAUCUUGGCUGCGGGUUAGCGAGCAGGCACAACGGGACGGAGUUCAACAGUCGGGGGUAUAGGCAGGCAGGUGGUGCUUAGAAGAAUCAUUGGAAUUUGUUUAAUGUUAACGUAUCCAUCCGUCUUCUCAGUGAGUGGCCCAUAUCAGUGCGUGGCCCACCUU